Anopheles darlingi is the source of this 4733-nucleotide messenger RNA. Its product is annotated as protein prickle-like. Bases 763 to 4617 code for a protein of 1284 amino acids. The transcript has 9 exons. Gene Ontology annotation, molecular function: zinc ion binding. The record is from RefSeq and is a predicted model, not a curated record. NCBI's taxonomy places the organism in Eukaryota, Metazoa, Arthropoda, Insecta, Diptera, Culicidae.
UCUAGUCUGUUGAAUUUUCAAAUGGUUUUGUCUGCUUGAUUCUGUCGCAAGAAAAUGAUCGCUCGCAACAUAAAUUCAAGCGGAGCGAUUUCGAGUACUUUUUCGCUCGCAUUUUUUCAAUUUCGCCCUUAUAUACUCGUUCUUAUUUACUUAAAUUGUAGCUCAUUUUUCCAAAAGUUGCUAAUCGGCCAAAACACCGAUCGGAAGAUCGAUAAGAUAAAGUUUCAACGAAAGAAAAUUAACCGAAAUCCUCAUGAAGCUAUUAUUAAUGAAAUUAUAAAGAGUUGCUAGCGUUGGCGAGGCGUCCUUUCAAUGAAUCCGCUCCUUCGUAAGGCCAUCCACGUCGCAUAACGGGUUAUUUUUUCUCGGGUAGUGGAGUGGCGAUGAUCGUGUGUAAAUGUGGACGUGUGUAAAUUUCUCCAUUUAAAUGGAUCUUUGAUCUUUUUAUCGAGGAAAUCUUCAGCUAUUCAGAAGUAUUAUCGGAAUGACUUUUCGUGUUCGGAUUUUGUAUUAAAAUCAAGGGAUUUGGAUUUGUUAUUUGUGUGGUUGAUCGCAUAAAAUGUGAAAAAAAUCCUCGUAAAACUGUGCCUGUAGUUGUGUGUAUUGCGCGGCGGUAUAGGUGGAAAGGUGUGGAAAUAUGUUGGAGAAUACUUGCCGUGUUAACUAUAUGUAUGGUGGACAGUUUGCGGUAUAGUGUUGGUGUACGGAUAGUUUGUGUUCCAACAUUAUUAUUUUGAAAAAAUUGUGAAGUUAUUCAAAAAUAUGACGAGCGGUGAAAAUCCGGACGUAUCAACGAAACCUGUCGCAGAGCAAAUCCCUGUGAUGGGGAAAGGAAGUACUGGUUCCAGUGGUAGCAACGCAAUUGCCAAGCAAUGGUGGAAGGUCUGUUUCCUGUAUGGUAAUCAAGAGAAAUACUAUCGUCAAAUUUAUGGAAAAGCAGCUUCGGAACGGUUGGCCGCAUCGAGCAAUCACCAAAGGGCUAGUUAUGGCAAUUAUUCUGAAAGCAUGGCCCCAAUCGCUCCUGCAUCUUCUACCAACAGCUCAGAUGUGCUCCACCAGGAGCAUUAUUACUCUGAUCAAGCGGCUAUUGCGUUAAGUGGACCUCGGUCGCAACUUCUUGAGGGAUCACUUGUGGCAAAAUCGUCCUCUUUACAUUUGAGCGAAGCAUCGCAGGCACCGAUAAAAAGUGACGAUGCAGCCACUGGAAAUCAAAAAACUACAUCGAUUCCCCCAGGAAUAUUACGAAAAAGAGUAACGCUGCUGGAUGAAUCAUUUCUCCUGGGGGAUAAUGAAUGUCUUAGCAGCCGAAGCGUUGCGUUGCGUUCCAGCGAAGAGCUGGAAGUUGACGAACAGCGUUCCGAUAGUGGAAUCAACGUGGACGCUAGGCAACCAUCGCCAGCCACGGAUAUAGAUCAUCGAGGUGAAUGCGAGCAUCGUCCAGGGAUAAAACGAGCAUUCUACCUGAACGGCGAGGACUUACAACUGCUGAACUAUGACCAGCAACAACAUAUAUCUGAACUUAUGAAUCAUCAGGUUGGGAUUCCUUGCUCCGAUGGAAUCGUAUACAACGAUGUUCUUUCGGGCAAUAAUCAACAUCACAACCAGGAUUCUAAAUUUUUAUCAUCUGCGACCAAUUCGAAAUACAACGAACAUGUAGCACAUUUUUUGCACAAAGCAGUUCAAAUGUCGUACCCAUACCAAAAAUCUCAACAACCGGUCCAGCAUUAUCAGCAACCGACGCAAACUAAACCACCGUUCUCUCCAUUUGAUGGUAGCCGAAAUGCGUUGAUAAACUCUCCAUCCCCUUUGCUUUAUGGUAGCAGCGAUACCAAUGCGCUUUUACCAGCGCUGGAACCACAACAACAAUCUGUAAACCAAUAUUCUCAGCAACAAGCAGGAGGGAUGAACAUGCAGCAUCAGCAACAACCCGGUAUAGCCUAUGCUCAUUCAAGUGUCGUUGUUGGGAGAGACUCCUUUAGGCUACCACCUCUACAGUCGAAGUCUGAUAGCCUUCCCGCUGCUAUUUCUUGUAACACAACCACACACGAUCCUUCAAACCGCUCCGCUGUAUUCCAACAAAAUCAGCCUUAUCCGUCGAUUGCAACAUCUGAGUAUCCGUACAAUUUGCUACCACCAUCAACGGCAGCAUUGAUUGCACCUCCUGUGCCUCAACAUGUAUCUUCCGUUCCUGCAGCCAGUUUUCCUGUGAAUCAGCACGUAUCUCACUUGCGCGGACCAGUUAUGGUAGCAAGCGGCUCCCCGGGACAUGCUGCAACGAUUGCUGGAGCAGGAGGUCCGGCAAUUGCUGCAGCAGUUGGACAAGCAGCGGUGGUUGGUGGGAUGGUUGGAGCUCAUAACUACUCGCAGUCGGAUGAUGAUAGUGGCUGCGCUCUUGAAGAGUAUACUUGGGUUCCACCAGGUUUGCGGCCGGACCAGGUCCAUUUAUAUUUUUCUGCUAUCCCGGAGGAUAAAGUGCCGUAUGUAAACAGUAUUGGCGAAAGACACCGUGUUCGGCAAUUACUUCAACAGCUUCCUCCCCACGAUAACGAGGUCCGAUAUUGUCAUUCGCUAACCGAUGAAGAACGCAAAGAGCUAAAGCUCUUUUCCGCUCAACGCAAGCGCGAAGCUCUAGGUCGAGGCACGGUGAAGCAAAUAAAUACUGCAUCGUUAUGUGAGCGGUGUGGUGAAAUGACAUCGUCUGGUGAUAUGAUGGUAUUUGCGUCGCGGUUUGAAACAAACACUUGUUGGCAUCCAGCAUGUUUCUCUUGUUGUGUAUGCAAAGAGUUAUUGGUCGAUCUUAUAUAUUUUCACCGUGAAGGACGUCUUUACUGCGGCAGGCAUCACGCGGAAACACUCAAGCCACGAUGUUCGGCUUGUGAUGAGAUUAUUCUGGCUGAUGAAUGUACGGAAGCUGAAGGACGUGCCUGGCACAUAAAACAUUUUGCUUGCUUCGAAUGCGAGAAACAGUUAGGAGGGCAAAGAUACAUCAUGCGCGAUGGAAAGCCAUACUGUCUACAUUGCUUCGACGCCAUGUUUGCGGAAUAUUGUGAUUUCUGUAGCGAACCUAUUGGAGUUGAUCAAGGCCAAAUGAGCCACGAUGGACAACACUGGCAUGCCACGGAGCACUGUUUUGCUUGUAGCACGUGCCGUUGCUCUUUAUUGGGUCGACCAUUCUUGCCAAGGCGCGGGGAAAUUUAUUGUUCUAUAGCAUGUAGCAAAGGAGAACCCCCAACGCCAUCUGAAUGUUCAAUGCCUAAUGUUCGCCAAGAUCGCUUAACGUUUUCAAGCGGGGUCGAGCGUUGUAUGAGGAAUUCUCCCAGUCAGCCAAAGUCUCCCGAGCCAUUGAAAAACUCAGAAGAUGCGCAUCAUCCACCCUCACACAUAACUCCACUGACAAUUGUCAGUAGUGCGCAUAACUUCGAUGAUAAUGGUAACGAUGAGAUGACUGUCUCUUGCUAUACUGCGGCUACCACAGCAACCUCAAUGUCUGCUGCAACAGGAAAUACUAGUACAACUCUUGCGACAAUAACUACGAACACAGCAAGUACCAGUGAUUCAUCUACAGCUUUACGAGACGUCGUCCAUGUUCAGAGCGUCGACAAUCAGGAGUGUGAUGAAUCAAGCAGACAUCGUUCCAACGCCAAUUCAAACAGGAACCGUAUUCCACAAUGCUCCCCGGAGCUAAACCGAUUACUUCAAAAAGACCGAUGUAGGCAACCUUUCGAUUUGACAGAUCUUGGACAAAGUCUUGAACAGCACUGGCUAAUCGAGCGUGCCGGGAGUGAAAUAGCUGUCUCACAAACAUUUGCAGCAGACGGCACAUCUGGAGUAGCUUUACAAAUAAAUCACAUUGCCGGUGCUACACCAAUUUUAACAUCAUCAAUGCCUGAACUAGCCAGAUGUGUACAAAUUGCAUCGACAUACCUCAGUGAUACUGGCAGCCCGAUACCAACCGAAGAUAAUACCGCUAUCCGUACAGAUUAUGCUGAUGAACACAGCCAAAAUGCUUCGGAUGCCUCACACUCGAUCGUGGAGCUUCCAACUCCACCACCUAUUGUGAUCAAAAAAGAAGUUCGUUUCGAAGGAGACUUUCAAGAUUCUCUUCCUCGAACAAAGAACAGUUGCCCUCGUGUAGGCCAACGAAAUCGAGUUUCCAAAUCAUCUAAAAAGAAAUCAGAUGACCGUCAAGAUAACACUUCUGCUCGAAGACACCAUCACCGGUCGGAUCAGAUUACUCGCCAGGACCGUAGUUCGUCUCGACGCUCGCCUAGGCGUCGUCGCGCUCUGUUGGAACGUAGAAGUUACGCUUCUGAUGAUGAAGAUCUAGCGGAAGAAGAGACUGUUCAAAAGCGGAAGCAUUACCGUGAUGAGCAACAAGAACAUGUCGCAGACUCGGAUACCCAAAGUUUAUGCUCAACGUGCUCAUCCAGCUCCUCCAGCGCUGAUGACGAUGUUUAUGAGCUACCACUUCGCCGUACUUCCUAUGGAGGAACACGAAUACACUAUAUGCCAAACAAUUCGUUGGCUUGUGCGCGGAAACGCAAACAACUUCAAUCGGCAACCAGCAGCAGUAGUGCGCUUCAUGAAAAGGACAAUAAAAAUUGCAUCAUAUCGUAAGUAGUUAAAUCAAAACAAUAAGAUCUAAACUAAAUCUCUGAAUUCAAAUUAAAAACAAUUCUUAAGUAAAUAACAAUAAAAUAGAAUUUUUUGAACAUUUUAUUUUGCUACAAGAA